Molecule: messenger RNA, 2235 nt
Organism: Conger conger (European conger)
Lineage: Eukaryota; Metazoa; Chordata; Actinopteri; Anguilliformes; Congridae
Product: zinc finger protein ZFP2-like
Exons: 3
Coding region: 1-1689 (562 amino acids)
Biological process (GO): regulation of transcription by RNA polymerase II
Cellular component (GO): nucleus
Molecular function (GO): RNA polymerase II transcription regulatory region sequence-specific DNA binding; DNA-binding transcription factor activity, RNA polymerase II-specific
Source: RefSeq, a predicted model, not a curated record
AUGAAGGUGGAGGAAGAAGAUGGGGAAUGGCAGAGUGUGCAAAUGGAGAGAGACCAUGUUGUGAAAGAUGAAGAGGGAUUCUGGAAGGGGGAAGAAAAAGAGAGGGAUGGACACGGGGAGGGACGUGUAACUGAUCAAGUAGCCCAAACUCAGAAUUCGGUGAAGAACGGAGUAAAACCAGAACAUGGAAAACAAGAAGGGUGGGAGCUUUCUAAUCUGGUCACUUCCUGUCUGCUAAAACAGCCUAGAGUGCUGAUUCAUCGACUUGAAAUUGCCAAUAUUUCAGUUUCUGGGUCAUCACCUCUUCGUUCCAUGGCCUAUAAAAGAGAUCAGCGAGCAGCAUCUCCAUGGAGACCGCAUGAGCUCUCAGCACUGAGAGGAAACAGAUCACUGAGACAGAAGGGUCAGGUCGUGACCUGGAAGAGGAAGACCGUUGGCCAGUUGGAGAGACCCCUGAAACUGCUUCCAUCUUCAUCAGAGAACGGGAUCUGUGCUGAAACCUCCCUAAUUUCUCCUGUCAUCUCCCCCAAGAAUCAUCAAAACACAGAGCAAGCUGCUGAGAUGUUGUCUCAGGUCUUUGCCUGCUCCCAGUGCCCAUUCGUUCACACAGAGGAAGUGAAUCUUCACCAGCACAUUGAGAAGGUUCACCCAGAGGAGCUCAGCAAGACAGUGGGGUCCCAACAACCUUCCAGCAGCACACAUCAGCACCCCACCCCCCCCAAGACACUCCCCACCCCAGCACAGUCCCACACAAGCACUCCAUGGUCCCAGUGUGGGAAGAGUUUAAUAUACAAAUCACAGCUGAGAACAGAGAAGAAAAUGAAAAAAAAAGAGCGGACAUUUCAGUGCUCCCAGUGUGAGAAGAGUUUUGCUUGGGCAAAUAAACUGAGAGUACAUCAGCGAACUCAUUCUGGUGAACGGCCAUACCACUGCUCCCAUUGUGGGAGGACUUUUGCACAGUCAAGUACUUUGAAGCAACAUCAGCGAACUCAUACAGGGGAGCACCCAUACCACUGCUCCCGGUGUUGGAGGAGUUUUGCUCAGUCAAGUACUUUGAAGCAACAUCAGCGGACUCAUACAGGGGAGCACCCAUACCAUUGCUCUCAGUGUGGGAAGAGUUUCAGUCGAUUAAGUAGCCUAAAACUACAUCAGCGAACUCAUACAGGUAAGCGCCCACAUCACUGCUCCCAGUGUGGGAAGAGUUUUACUCAGUUGAGUAUUUUGAAUCGACACCAGCAAACUCAUACUGGUGAGCGCCCCUACCAGUGCUCCCAGUGUGGGAAGAGUUUCUGUCAGGCAAGUGACCUGAGAAAACACCAGCCAACUCAUACAGGUGAAAGGCCAUACCAUUGCUCUCAGUGUGGGAAAAGAUUUACUCAGUUGUAUAAUUUGAAGCAACAUGAGCAAACUCAUACCGGUGAACGGCCAUACCACUGCUCCCAGUGUGGGAAAAGAUUUACUCAGUUGAGUACAUUGAAUCGACACCUGCAAACUCAUACCGGUGAGCGCCCCUACCAGUGCACCCAGUGUGGGAAGAGUUUCUGUCAGGCAAGUGACCUGAGAAAACACCGGCCAAUUCAUACAGGUGAAAGGCCAUACUAUUGUUCCCAGUGUGGAAACCUUUUCACUCAGUCAAGCAGUUUGUAUCGACACCAGAGAACCUGUACCAGUGUGAUAAAAAGAAUGUAGGAAGUUGUACUCUGACUCUGGAAGUACCCCAGCGAAUCCCAAGCGAUGGUUCUGUCCCGCCUGGACUACUGCAAUUCCCUCUUGGCUGGCCUCCCAGCAUCUGCCAUCAGACCCCCCCAACUUAUCCAGAAUGCAGCAGCUCGUCUGGUCUUCAAACUUCCCAAAUACUCACACGUCACCCCCCUGCUUACUUCCCUCCACUGGCUGCCUGUCAUGGCUCGCAUCAAAUUCAAAACAUUGGUGCUAGCCUUCCAAGCAGUUAAGGGGUCUUCCCCAGCUUAUCUACAAAAAAUCAUCAGACCCUACACCCCUGCCAGACCUCUUCGCUCAGCCUCCACAGGCCGCUUGGCACCUCCCCCUCUCCGAACCUCCACCUCACGCUCACGACUACUGUCUGUUCUGGCUCCACGGUGGUGGAACGAACUCCCCGUUGAGGUCAGAACUGUAGAAUCUCUCCCCACCUUCACGCGCAAGCUGAAGACACACCUCUUCAAGCAGCACCUCUCCCCAUCCCUCCCUACCUCCCUGUGAACCUUAAUUGUUGUC